AACCCUAAUCCUCAAAUCCCUCCAAAACCCCCCCCUCCGAAAUUUCCCCUUUUCCAAUUUCUCUUCACCUCAGAAAAUUCAAUUAUUCACUUCAUUUCUCCCCAGUCCACGGAAUAUUCCAUACUGGUCCAUCUAGGGCUUGAAUUUGCAGUAUUGCUGUUCAAGCCCUAUUUUUCGACUUGAAUUCAUAAUUUCUCACGGUCGUGGCCUAAGGGAUUUGGUUAAAUAAUUCGUUUCCAGUUGAAGAUGGUUGUUUGGGAGAAUGAGGUAGUGAUGCGAGACGUCACCAAUGCGGGCCUGAUCGUUAGCGAUCGCAUUAGCCGGGAAAUUGGGGCGCAGCUCGACCUCGAAGAAGCUUUAGAAGCAUCUAGAUACUCUAGCCAUCCUUAUUCUACUCAUCCCCGCGAGUGGCCUCCUUUGGUGGAAGUUGUGGACACAUGGGAGUUGCCUCCAGUGUUGAUUGAAAGAUAUAACACUGCUGGUGGAGAAGGAACAGCUCUGUGUGGAAUAUUUCCAGAAAUACGACGGGCUUGGGCAUCAGUUGAUAACUCCUUAUUUCUUUGGAGAUUUGAUAAGUGGGAUGGUCAAUGUCCAGAAUAUAGUGGGGAGGAACAGGCUAUUUGUGCUGUGGGGCUUGCAAAAUCCAAGCCUGGUGUUUUCGUUGAAGCUAUUCAGUAUCUUCUAGUUCUGGCAACUCCUGUGGAGCUGAUUCUUGUUGGAGUAUGUUGUUCUGGAAGCAGUGAUGGAACUGAUCCAUAUGCUGAGGUUUCACUUCAACCUCUGCCAGAAUAUACCAUUCCUUCAGAUGGAGUGACUAUGACUUGCAUCACUUGCACCGAUAGGGGGCAUAUUUUUCUAGCUGGCCGAGAUGGUCAUGUAUAUGAAUUGCAGUAUACGACUGGUUCAGGAUGGCAAAAGCGGUGCCGUAAAAUCUGCCUUACUGCUGGUCUGGGAAGUGUAAUUUCAAGGUGGGUUGUGCCUAAUGUUUUCAAAUUUGGAGCUGUGGACCCCAUUGUCGAAAUGGUUGUUGAUUCCGAUAGACAUGUUCUAUAUGCGCGUACAGAAGAUAUGAAAAUACAAGUAUUCUCUCUUGGGUUGAAUGGAGAUGGCCCAUUCAAGAAAGUUGCAGAAGAAAGAAACUUGAUCACUCAGAGGGAGUCAAACUAUGGUGGCAGGCAACAAGCUGGACAAAGGGCCCCUGCUCGACCUACCAAAUCUUCUAUAGUUUCCAUAUCACCUUUAUCCACUUUAGAAUCAAAGUGGUUGCAUCUUGUUGCUGUUUUAUCUGAUGGCCGGAGAAUGUAUCUCUCGACUUCUCCAUCUGGUGGAAAUAAUGGCGCUGUUGGAGGUUUGGCUGGGCUUGGUAAACCAAGUUGCUUAAAGGUUGUAACAACAAGACCAUCUCCUCCCAUUGGGGUGAGCGGCGGACUUGCUUUUGGUGCACUAUCUCUUGCAGGAAGAUCCCAGAGUGAUGAUCUUUCCCUAAAGAUUGAAUCUGCAUAUUAUUCUUCUGGAACACUUGUCCUUUCUGAUUCUUCUCCAUCCGCUGUUUCAUCACUUUUGCUUGUAAAUAAGGAUACUCAAUCUCUUUCAUCUGCUAACUUGGGGACAGGGGCAAGGGGUUCACGUGCACUUAGAGAAUCAGUAUCAUCUAUUCCAGUUGAAGGCAGAAUGCUUUAUGUGGCAGAUGUUUUACCGCUGCCAGAUACAGCAUCCAUUGUGCAAUCUCUCUAUUCUGAACUAGAACUCUGUGGAUUUCAUAACUCAUGGGAGUCUUGUGAGAAGACUUCAGUUAAACUUUGGGCUAGAGGUGACCUUUCAACCCAACAUAUAUUACCAAGAAGAAAAAUUGUUAUAUUUAGUACCAUGGGUAUGAUGGAAGUAGUUUUUAAUCGACCAAUUGACAUUCUGAGGAGAUUUUUAGAGUCUAAUUCGCCAAGAUCGCUGCUAGAGGACUUCUUCAACCGUUUUGGUUCUGGAGAGGCAGCUGCAAUGUGUUUGAUGCUUGCUGCCCGGAUAGUAUAUACUGAAAACUUCAUUAGCAAUGUUGUUGCUGAGAAAGCAGCUGAAGCCUUUGAAGACCCUAGAGUUGUUGGAAUGCCACAAUUAGAAGGAAGUGGUGCAUUGUCAAACACUAGAACUGCAGCUGGGGGAUUCAGCAUGGGUCAGGUUGUUCAAGAAGCCGAGCCUGUCUUUUCAGGUGCUCACGAGGGCCUCUGCCUAUGCACAUCGAGGUUACUUUUGCCAUUGUGGGAACUUCCUGUUUUUGUUAUUAAUGGUGGCUCAGGAUCUCCAGAUGGUGUAUCUGAAGAUGGGAUCAUAUCAUGUAGACUUUCUGUUCAGGCAAUGCAUGUCCUUGAAGACAAAAUUUGCUCCCUGGAGAAGUUUUUGAGGUCUAGGAGGAACCAGAGGCGUGGACUCUAUGGCUGUGUGGCUGGUUUAGGAGACAUAUCUGGUUCGAUUUUGAUUGGAACUGGAUCAGAUCUUGUUGCUGGUGACAGAAGUAUGGUGCGGAAUUUAUUUGGUUCAUAUAAUGUGGAUUCCAGUGAGGGUGGGCCGUCAAAUAAGAGACAACGACUCCCGUAUAGUCCUGCUGAGCUAGCUGCCAUGGAGGUAAGAGCUAUGGAAUGUAUUAGGCAAUUGCUUUUGAGAUGUGGGGAAGCCCUCUUCCUACUCCAACUUCUUUCUCAACACCUUCUAGCACGCUUGAUUCAAAACUUUGAUGCAAAUACUAGGCAAGCUGUAGUGCAGUUGACAUUCCACCAGUUAGUUUGUUCAGAAGACGGAGAUCGGCUUGCAACAAGGCUCAUAUCUGCUUUGAUGGAGUAUUACACUGGUCCUGAUGGCAGGGGCACUGUAGAUGAUAUUAGUAAUAGACUUCGGGAUGGCUGUCCAAGCUAUUACAAAGAAAGCGAUUACAAGUUUUAUGUAGCUGUUGAAUAUCUUGAGAGAGCUGCCGCAACUUCUGAUACACAAGAAAGGGAAAAUCUGGCUCGGGAGGCGUUCAACAAUUUAAGCAGAAUUCCUGAGUCUGCUGAUUUGCCAACUGUGUGCAAACGUUUUGAAGAUUUGAGAUUCUAUGAAGCUGUAGUUCGAUUAUCGUUGCAGAAGGCCCAGGCUGGGGAUCCGGCUGGAGAUGCUUUCAAUGAGCAAAUAGAUGCUGGAAUUCGACAACAUGCUCUUUCUCGACGUAUGCAGUGUUAUGAAAUUGUCACUAAUGCUUUGCGUUGUCUUAAAGGCGAAGCUUUGAGGAAGGAAUUUGGGUCUCCUAUCCGACCUGUUCUCCAAUCUGCCCUUGAUCAAGCUUCUCGCAAAAAGUACAUAUGCCAGAUCAUUCAACUGGGCGUUCAAUCAUCAGAUAGAGUCUUCCAUGAGUAUCUAUAUCGAACAUUGAUUGAGCUAGGCCUUGAUGAUGAGUUGUUGGAAUAUGGGGGCCCGGACUUGGUGCAGUUUUUGCAAAAUGCUGGACGUGAUCCUACACAUGAGCCCUUCUCCUCAGUUGCAUCUUCUUCUCCCAUGGGUCAUUCUAGAGUUCAGCUUGCUUCUAAUCAGAUAAAGUACUCUGAGCUUCUGGCACGGUAUUAUGUCCUGAAGCGUCAGCAUGUCCUUGCUGCUCAAAUAUUGGUCAGGCUAGCAGAAAGGCGUUCAACUGAAACUGGGGAUACCCCAACUCUUGAGCAAAGGCGUCAGUACUUGAGCAAUGCUGUUCUGCAAGCAAAGAGUGCCAGUGAGAGUGAUAGUCUCAAUGUUUCGGUUCGGGGUGCUAUUGAUAAUGGUCUUCUUGAUUUACUUGAAGGGAAGCUUGCUGUUCUUCAAUUUCAGAUAAAGAUUAAAGAGGAGUUGGAGUCCAUGGUCUCGAGAUUGGAAGCUUCUCCGGAUGGAUCUGAAUCUACCACAAAUGGCUCACUACCUACCAAUGGUCACCCCAGCAAUGCCAGUUUUAUUGUUGCUAUUCGAGAUAAGGCAAAGGAACUGUCAAUGGAUUUAAAAACCAUCACUCAAUUAUACAAUGAGUAUGCUGUUCCAUUCGAUCUCUGGGAGAUAUGUCUGGAAAUGCUAUACUUUGCAAGCUAUUCUGGUGAUGCUGACAGCAGCAUUGUCAGAGAGACCUGGGCUCGACUCAUUGAUCAGGCUCUUUCACGGGGUGGUAUUGCUGAAGCUUGUGCUGUGCUUAAGAGGGUUGGUUCUCAUGUUUACCCUGGAGAUGCAGCUAUUUUACCAUUAGACACAUUAUGUCUUCACCUUGAGAAGGCGGCACAGGACCGAGUGGUUUCGGGUGACGAACCUGUUGGAGAAGAAGAUAUUGCAAGGGCUCUUCUUGCUGCUUGCAGGGGUGCAAUAGAACCUGUACUCAAUACUUAUGAUCAGUUGUUAUCAAACGGUGGAGUUUUGCCUUCUCCGAGUCUGAGGCUGCGUCUUCUUCGCUCGGUUCUAGUAGUACUUCGUGAAUGGGCAAUGUCCAUCUUUGCACAGAAAAUGGGCACUAGUGCUGCUGGAGCUUCUCUGAUUCUUGGUGGACCAUUCUCACGAGGGCAGAGUGCAGUCAUAAAUCAAGGUGUACGUGACAAGAUCACUAGUGCGGCAAAUAGGUACAUGACUGAGGUGCGGAGGUUGCCCCUUCCUCAGAAUCAAUCAGAGGCUGUCUAUCGGGGUUUUAGGGAGCUCGAAGAGUCACUCUUGAGUCCAUUUUCUUUUGAGCGGUUGUAAGUUUGCUUUUCUGGGUUUUAUUGUUGUAUGAAUAGCAUAUACUGUGUACAAUAAUUACAUGAUUUUUCCUGUAUAAAUGAUAUCAUGUUAGUUUA
Messenger RNA from Salvia miltiorrhiza (redroot sage), 4802 nucleotides. Its product is annotated as nuclear pore complex protein NUP155-like. Gene Ontology annotation, cellular component: nuclear pore inner ring; nuclear pore. Gene Ontology annotation, molecular function: structural constituent of nuclear pore. Bases 247 to 4707 code for a protein of 1486 amino acids. NCBI's taxonomy places the organism in Eukaryota, Viridiplantae, Streptophyta, Magnoliopsida, Lamiales, Lamiaceae. The record is from RefSeq and is a predicted model, not a curated record. The transcript is spliced from 13 exons. Gene Ontology annotation, biological process: protein import into nucleus; transcription-dependent tethering of RNA polymerase II gene DNA at nuclear periphery; protein localization to nuclear inner membrane.